AUGCUCCUGUUGCUGCUUCUGACGCUGCUGGCCUUUCUGGUAGUGGCGCUCGCCUGGCUCCGGCGGCCGCGCCGUCCGUCCCACUGUCCCCCAGGUCCACCCACGGUGUGGUUGCUGGGUAACCUGCGGGAGCUGAUGCGGAUGAACCGUCCCGGCGGCUCGGUGAGCAGCGAGCUGCGCCUGCUGGGCGGCAGGUUCGGGCCCGUCUUCAGCCUGGUGCACCCGUCCGGCCGGCUGAUCGUCGUCGUGAGAGACGCCGACCUGGUGAAGGCGGCCGCCGCGCAGACGGCGCUCUCCGGCCGGCCGGCCACCUUCUGCCUGCGCUACCGCAGCUUCCACCAGAACCUGGGUCUGCUGUUCAGUGAGGGUGACGUCUCCACGUACAACCGGCGCUUCGUGAUGCGCGUUCUUCGGGAGCUGGGCUGCACCAAACGCAGCAUGGAGACCCAUAUCUCUCGGGAGUAUCAGGAGCUGGCCCAGCAGCUGACGUCAUCCGGGGGGAAGGACGUGAACGUGGACGGUCUGUUCAUGCUACCGGCCUUCAACGUCAUCUGGCGACUGAUUGCUGGGCGCAGGUACCGGUUGCAGGACGCUCGCAUGCAGCGCAUGUUCGGCCUGGUGCGCGAGUUCGUGCAGCGCUGUGGCCCGCUGUGUCCCGUCAACUUGGCGCCGUGGCUGCGCUUCGUCAGCCCGCGCUGGUCGGGAUUCGCCGCCGUGCGCGACCAUCGCGACGCACUGAUGACGCUCUUUGACGAGCUGCUGGAUGAGCACCGCGUCAAGGUGGCCGGCGGAGGGGAGGGCAGCGACGCCGACCUCGUCACGCGCUACCUGGCCGAGCACGAGGGCGACCGGGCCGCCGAGCUGAACCUGGUGUUCAUCCUGAUGGACCUGUUCAUCGCCGGCUCGGAGACGACGGCCAGCUCGCUAUCGUGGGCGCUGCUGUUCAUGGUGCGGGAGCCGGAGGUGCAGCGCAGGGUACAGCGCGAGCUGGACGCCGUCGUGGGGCGUCACCGCCUGCCGUCGCUGGAGCACCAAGCCAGCCUGCCGUACACGGAGGCGACACUGAACGAGGUAGCUCGUCUCGCCACAGUCACACCCGUGGCUCUCGCCCACAACGCGUCCUUCACCGAAACCAGCAUUGCCGGCUACCGAGUGCCGCUGGGCUCGAUGGUGCUAUUCGACCUGCACCACAUCCACACUGACCCGGCUUACUGGAAGGACCCGGAGACCUUCCGGCCAGAGAGGUUUCUGACGCCCAGUGGCCAGCUGAGGAAGGAAGAUCACCUGCUGCCCUUCGGCACCGGAAAGAGGCAGUGUAUUGGCGAGCCGGUGGCCAGGAUGGAGCUAUUCCUGUUCUUCAGCCGGCUGCUGCAUCAGUUUCAACUGGAGCCGACCGCCGACGGACCGCCCGCGGCCGUGGCCGGUCACAGUGCCGGUAUCCUGGUACCGCCGCCCUUCGCAGUCAGGGUCACCGAGCGACCUGGCCUCUGGUCCAGGUGACCGGUCACCGAGCGACCUGACCUCUGGUCUAGGUGACCGGUCACCGAGCGACCUGUUCUCUGGUCCAGGUGACCGGUCACCGAACGACCCGAACUCCGGUCACCGAGCGGCCCGACCCCUGGUCUAGAUGAUCGGUCACCAUCACCAAGCUACCCGACUGUUCAGCGAGUGGUCAGACGGGUCACCCAGUGAAGCCGAUGUUUAGGGCCCUGGGGCUACACGGCAAGCUUAGCCCCACAGGCUCAACCAACAAUCCACUAACCAUGGCGUGUCAUCCAGAGGGUUUGACAUUUUGAAUGGCGCUCUACUCAUGACCACACCCCGGGGGUCAUCUACCUGAUUUACGUCCCAUGGCGGUUAUUUAGUUGUGACUGUGUGUAUAAUUGUAAUUGUAUGUGCUUGUUUGAGAGAAGCACCUGUCCGUCUCGGUCGGAAAGGCACAAGGCUAAAACAAAUAUUUUCCCAGAGUGCCAAAAGUUCCCGAAGUGAUGAUCGGAGCUGCUGAAGCGUUGAGAUGUAUUGAUCAGUACCUAAAUCAUAUGUAUGUUGCAGGCACUUUAGAAAAUCAGUCAUUUUGUAAAAUGCCUAGGCAUUUUACAAAAAGACGGCUGUUUGAAAAAUGACUGAACGCAACCAGGCUUUUUUCAAAAUGGCUAGCCAUUUUACAAAAUGACUAGGCAUUUUGCAAAAUGCCUGACCAGCAUGGAACGUCCCACUACAGAUACUAUGGCCAACAGUUUUUGGACGUCUUCCUAUACCCAUAUAGGUACGUGUUCAGCCUGUAGCUGAUCGAUUUGAAGCUCUGUGAUGACGAUAAUGCUGAGUAACGACCAGGUUGAGUUGCAGACUCGGCUGUGGCAUAAAGCAUUGUUUAGUUAACGCUGUAAAAACUCCCAAGUACAUCAACGCCGUUCAUGUUCUGCCUGAAACUAGACCUAACAAAACCAGCCGGAGACCGGCCCUAGUCAAUAGGCAGGCCCGGUUGAUGUAGGUACAAUUACAUGUAAACGAAUGAGUGUAGUCUUUGUUUGAUUGUGUCUUUGUUUGACAGCUUUGAGUACCUACUUGCAUGGUCCCAGCUAAAAAUAUCAAGCUCCACAUCGGGAGAAUCAUCAGGUCGCUUGGCGUAGGACGAGAGCGUUGGUUUCAGAAGACAGUAACGCCUAAGUGUGUGGGAUCGAAUCCUCGCGACCUCUAAUGGUUUUACAGAUACAGGCCGGCAUAGGGCCAGUCGUUUGUUGACGCUCCAGAUCGAUCAUUUUAAAUUCAGCAGCGUCGCUGACGUGGGGGUUGGAAAUGUCGCGGGCCUGCACUUCUCAAAAUAGAGAGAGGUAGGUAUGGACUUCCCACUGCUAAACUCCUCUGGUCAUAAUGCUGGACUCCUCGGUUCACCUACACGCUACCAAAACGUAUAUAAUUAGGUAGGUACUCGUAUCUACAACACGCUGCUCAGUCAUUUUGUAAAAUGGCUAGGUAUUUUGUAAAAUCCUAGGCAUUUUGCAAAAUGACUGGAGAGUCAGUCAUUUUGUAAAAUGCCUAGGCUUUUUGCAAAAAACCUGGAAAAUCAGGCAUUUCUAAAGUGCCUGCAACAUGUAUACCCAGUCGUACGGAAAACAUUGCUCUCGUCUGUUACCGUUUCGCCUAUUGACGCACGAGGUGCAGAUGUUUACGUGGCCAUACAAACGAUGGAAAUGUGCGACUCACUCUAUCGAUGCAUGCCUUUGUCGUGUUAGAUUAGAUUAGAAGUUUGGUAGCAAAUAGCUCGAUUUUAUAUAAACCAAAAGCAUGGUGCUA
Amphibalanus amphitrite is the source of this 3294-nucleotide messenger RNA. Its product is annotated as methyl farnesoate epoxidase-like. The coding region runs from base 1 to 1500 and encodes 499 amino acids. Gene Ontology annotation, biological process: xenobiotic metabolic process. Lineage: Eukaryota; Metazoa; Arthropoda; Thecostraca; Balanomorpha; Balanidae. Gene Ontology annotation, cellular component: cytoplasm; intracellular membrane-bounded organelle. The transcript has 8 exons. The record is from RefSeq and is a predicted model, not a curated record. Gene Ontology annotation, molecular function: heme binding; iron ion binding; oxidoreductase activity, acting on paired donors, with incorporation or reduction of molecular oxygen, reduced flavin or flavoprotein as one donor, and incorporation of one atom of oxygen.